Meloidogyne enterolobii is the source of this 1427-nucleotide messenger RNA. The record is from the annotation of a GenBank genome assembly. NCBI's taxonomy places the organism in Eukaryota, Metazoa, Nematoda, Chromadorea, Rhabditida, Meloidogynidae.
UUGUUGUCAAUAGAAUAUCAAUGCAUUUGGACAAUACUGCUUCUGAUUCUGAGCAGUCAAAGUCUUUACAAAUUAAUGUUGAAGUUUCAAAAAAACGUCGGCCAAGAAAAGAAAGAACUGCAAAAGAACAUUUGGACUCUUUUAAUGAACGUUCAUUAUUUUGGGAAGAUGAAGAUGGGGAGAGGACAGUUUAUUUGUUUGAUUAUACAAAUGAAGAAAAUAGUAGACAUAGGGGACAUGAAUUUAUUAAUAGACAUUUACUACAAGAAUUGAGGGAUAAUGACCUUUGGCGUUUAGUUAGGCAUCCUUUAGUUUUGAAUUUUGUUAAUGAAAAGCUUAUUUCUUGUGCAUUUUUCUAUUUAUUUCAUGUUGUUAUUUACUUCGUUUACCUUGGAUUACUUUUCUCGUAUGCUGAAGGGCCGCCAUCAAUUGCUAAAAAUUUGUUAAAAACUGUUGGAUGGCUUUUACCCAUUGUGGCUAUUAUUGCUUCAUGGAUAAAUUGUCUUUAUGUUCUUCGAAAAGCACCUUGUGGCCCUUAUAUUUUAAUGAUGAGCAAAAUACUUUAUUCUUUUCUUGGGACUUGUGCUGUUUGGAUUCCAACCCUCUUUACCUUUGCUUUUGCUUUUCUAUUAAUUAUGCGUAAUUCGGGUGCUCGGCCAUGGGAUGAUCCUGAAAGGAAAAAUAAUUCAACUUCUUUUAUGCUUGCAUUAUUUCAAUCAUUUACAAAAACAUCUGCAAUGAUGAUUGGGGAAGUUGAGGCAAAUGAUAUUUUGGAUAUGAAAGAAUGGAUAGCUAAUUUGUUGUUACUUUUAUUUGAAAUAAUUACUGUGAUUCUUUUAAUGAAUUUAAUGAUAUCUUUGGCUGUUGGGGAUGUUAAUGAAUUAAAUUUGUCUGCCGAAGAAAUGGAUUUAAAAAUUAAAGUUAAUUUUUGUAUUGAAUCUUUACAUUUAUCUGAACAAAUAUCUUUUGCUCACAGAUUAAUUAAUGUAUUACAUCGCUCUAAAACAAAUAAUGUUUUGGUUGUUGAAAAAAAUGGACAAAGAGUUUUUUCUAAAAAUGUUAGAAAUAUAAGAGAACAUUAUUUUGAUGUCCAUUUAUCAGCUCGUUCAGAACAACAAAAAGAAAAUGAAGGAAUAAAUAAUGAUCUAAAUGGAGUUAUUUCAGUUAAUGAGCAAAAAUGUUAUGAACUUGAAAUUAAUACAAAAGGAUUAAAAUUACGAAAAGAAUUGCUUUCUAGUCGAAAGGCGACAUUAUUAAAUAUUGAAGGAAUUAUAAUAAAAUUAUCAGAAUCUCCAUCAUCAGGAAUUCAACAAUUAAUUACUAGUUCAGAAAAUAUAGAAAUUUUGGGAAAUAUUAAAAAUGGUGAAACUUUGUGUAGAAAAUUUAAGCGUUGGUUUAUUGGAUUAAACUUGAAGGCAUUACUUUAA